AUGCCCUUCAUGGCGGGCUUCGAGGUCGUACUUCUGGUCUUGCUGAGCACAAGAGCCUUGGCUUCACCUCAGUGGUACUACUGGGGCAGCCCCACUAACUACAACAACUCAUGUAGGGCGGCAGCUCCAUACAUAUCAGCAUUACGGACCUACGACGCAGCAAGCUCGCUGUGCUCAUCAGUUCUGGGCCUGACCGCGCAGACUGUCACAGAAACAUCUACGGAGCUCACCUAUAUCACUGCGAAUCAGACUGGUAUUGCAGUAACGGCGACAUAUACAGCAAGUGCCUCCACCAUCAGAGCGCCCGUCGUCACCAUCACUGGAAAUAGCUCGACUACAACUGUCUUUUCGAAUACCACACAUACCAUAACCCGCCCGGGGCCGCUGGCCACGGCCCCAACAAGUACUUCAUACACCACCCUCACGUCCACUUCAACAAUAUGUGGGAACUCUAGCGAAGCGUCAAAUGUGGCUGCACCCGUGAAACGACAGUUCUGGGGCUGGGGAGGCAAGCCACAUUGGCACCAUGACGGCCCAGGUCAUGGUUGGAGACAGCCACAAGACCUCCCUCCUUCUUUGGAAGAUGCCGCUGAAUCAGCGAUUUCGUCCGCUUGUAGCUGUAUGAGCCUGCCCGUCCAGAGAACGACUGUCACUGCACGAACCGCGAGUACGACCAGUGUACUUGGCAAUGGCCUUCCUACCGCGUCAGCCACGUACCAGCCAAUCGUGACGUGGGCAGAUACAACUACUAUACGCCCUGUUGUCACGAGAACAGCAACGUCGACACGCACCAUCCGAUCAUCGGCCACCCUUACGCCUGUUAUUACAUCAACCAUCGUCGAAACCACUACGGUCCUGAUUGGACAGCAGUUCGGCACACCCACUGUAGUCCUCGCAAGCCCUACACCAAUCACCGGUGUUGACGGGGACGGACUGGCGACCCAAGACUUUGACGACGAGCGAUAUCCCAUCGAACUACCAUUUCCCAUUGAAUUAUACGGCACGCGGACACGCAGUGUUGUGGUCGCAGUCAAUGGCUGGAUUUCACUCGGCAACGACAGCGGCACAGUGGACCACUACUCAUUCGACAAUGCUCAAUUGCCAAGGAUGAAUUCUGAUGACGAUUGGGGUUUGCCUGAUACAGUCUUCUUGCCGUACUGGAACGAUCUUUUCAUUGCGCAAGGUACAGCGCAAGGACUUUAUUACGAGAUAGCUGGAACAUCUCCGAACAGAAAUGUCUCAUUUGAAUGGUACACCAGUCUUUAUCAGCAGCCAACAGGGUACUACCACUUCAUAGCCACGUUUCAGGAGUCUACACCAGGGGCGGCAGUCUUCACCUACUACCAGGCCAAUGGUGAAGCACCAUUGAACACCGGUAAAUAUGGCACAAUCGGCGUGCAGAGCUUCCUGGACGAUCGCUCGAGACAAUACUCUUACGACAGACUGGUAGCGCCUGGGCUCGAGAUUACCUACGAGCCUGCCAAAGAUGUCUUCUUGCGCACUAAUUCAGUAAAUUGCGUGUUGUCGAGUUGA
Messenger RNA from Cercospora beticola, 1533 nucleotides. RefSeq lists its product as uncharacterized. Lineage: Eukaryota; Fungi; Ascomycota; Dothideomycetes; Mycosphaerellales; Mycosphaerellaceae. The record is from RefSeq and is a predicted model, not a curated record.